Strongylus vulgaris is the source of this 1253-nucleotide messenger RNA. NCBI's taxonomy places the organism in Eukaryota, Metazoa, Nematoda, Chromadorea, Rhabditida, Strongylidae. The record is from the annotation of a GenBank genome assembly.
AUGGCAGAUGUUUGGAAGUCGCAAGGACGCAAAUUUUGCGAAAUUUGCAAGGUCUGGUUUGGUGAUAAUCGCGCUUCUAUCGAAUUCCAUGAACGAGGUAAGAAGCAUAAAGAUGCUUUGGCUGCUAAAAUCCGUGAGUUGGGGAAGAAGAGUCGCGAAGAAGCAAAAGCGAGACACCAAAUGAACACCGCUUUGGCUGCAAUGGAAGCAGCGGCCAUGAAAUCUAUGCGCGAACAUGGUGAGGGAAUCCCAAAUGGUCCUGCUUUGCCCGCGACUGGACUUGCAUCUAAGAUCUUCGAUCCUCGUCAGUUCAAAGAUGUUAAUACUAUGGCGCGCGAAAUGGCUAUGAGGAAAAAUGAGAUGAGAGAGAUGAAAAGGAGCGCUCCGCCACCCAGUAUUCCGAUGCCAGCCAAGUAUUUUCGUAGAGAGCCGUCCUACAGAGUGGAUUAUCCAGAUCUUAGUAUUCCUGAGCCUAAAAUGAAGGUAGAUGCUGCCCCAUCUUGUUCGGAAACAUUUUGGGUUGAAGCUGACUCCGGUGAUGGUAGUGGAUCUAAAUACUACUUCCACAUGUAUACUGGAGAAUCUACUUGGGAAAGACCUGAGUCUUUCUACACUUGGGAGAACUACCAAAGCCGUUUCGUAACUUCAGUUCAGACCACUUCGAAAGAGGUUGAAGCAACUGCGGGUGAAUUGGCUGCAAAUACCUCCAAAGAUAUUGUGACAGAGACAAAGCCGCCUACUGUUAAAAAUGAGCCCCAGGAAUCCGAUGAUGCUCCUCUUCACACCGGAGACAUCCCCCUUCCCGUUGCUGGUGAGUCUGAUGCAGGAGCCAGCGUCACUUUAAAAGCGGAACCUGUCAGUGAACUUGCAACAGAAGAGACUCAAUCUCUGGUUGAGGACCAGAGUGCGCCCAAUAAUGCCGCCUCUGCAAGCCGGGAACUUGUCCAAAAUCCUACGAAAGGAGACAACAGGGAGAGGGAAGCAGAAAAGCCAUUUGGGCCAUUUGGGGGUUGGACUAGAGUGGAAAAGACUGAUAAGCAAACUGCAUUCUCGCCAUUGACGGCUAAAUAUCGUGCUGAAGAGGAACGGCAGCGAAAGGAGGCGGAAGCAAAAGAAAAACUUGCAGAAAAAGCAGAGCCAAAGGUGGAAUUUACCGAGAAGACAAGCGCCAAUCUGACGAAGAAGGUUAAAGGUCCGAUCGAGUUCAAAAAGAGAUCGGCUACUAAACACGUCAGGCAAAGGACACAAUAAUA